This is a messenger RNA of Culex pipiens pallens (northern house mosquito), 3628 nucleotides long. It is a transcript of the gene Klp61F, whose product is annotated as kinesin-like protein Klp61F. Gene Ontology annotation, molecular function: microtubule binding; ATP binding; plus-end-directed microtubule motor activity. Bases 129 to 3266 code for a protein of 1045 amino acids. The record is from RefSeq and is a predicted model, not a curated record. The transcript is spliced from 4 exons. Gene Ontology annotation, biological process: mitotic spindle assembly; microtubule-based movement. Lineage: Eukaryota; Metazoa; Arthropoda; Insecta; Diptera; Culicidae. Gene Ontology annotation, cellular component: spindle microtubule; nucleus.
CAAACGGUUGAUCGCCGCCCAUCAGAAAUUCGAAAUCGUCGACCGUUCAACCGCGAGCAAAAGCAAAAAGGCGGAGUGUUUUUUGCGCAAAUUUACGGCUACUUUUACGGAUCCGGCACCGAAACAGGAUGGACGCGAGCAGCGGCAACAACACGAGCAACGGAAAACCGCUCAAAUGCAACCAAAAUGUGCAGGUUUAUCUGCGCGUCAGGCCCACAAAUGCCCGGGAGAAGUUGAUCCGGUCACAGGAAGUGGUGGACGUGGUGUCCAGCAGGGAGGUGAUGCUGAAGCCGACGUUGUCGGAUACGCGGACGUCGAAGAAGUUUACGUUUGAUCGGGCUUUUGAUGUGAACUCGAAGCAGCACGAAGUGUACCAUGCCGUGGUCGCGCCGUACAUCGAGGAGGUGCUGGCCGGGUUUAAUUGUACGGUGUUUGCGUAUGGGCAGACGGGCACGGGGAAGACGUUUACGAUGGUGGGGGAGGAGCAGCCGGAGUUGAGUUCGGGGUGGGACGACGAUACGAAGACGGGGAUAAUUCCGCGGGCGUUGAACCAUCUGUUUGACGAGCUGCGGAUGACGGAGUUGGAGUUUUCGAUGAGGAUUUCGUACCUGGAGUUGUACAACGAAGAGUUGUGCGAUUUGCUGUCGACGGACGAUCAUGUAAAGAUUAGGAUUUACGACGAUGUAAAUAAGAAGGGGUCGGUGAUUGUGCAGGGGUUGGAGGAGGUGCUGGUGCACAGUAAGGAUGACGUUUAUAAAUUGUUGGCGAAAGGGCAGGAACGUCGCCGGACGGCGUCGACCUUGAUGAACGCUCAGUCGUCCCGUUCGCACACGAUCUUCUCGAUUAUUGUUCACAUCAAGGAGAAUGGGAUGGAGGGCGAGGAGCUGCUCAAGAUUGGCAAGCUCAACCUGGUCGAUUUGGCCGGAAGCGAGAACAUCACCAAGGCCGGCAACGAAAAGGGCAUUCGUACGCGCGAGUCGGUUAAUAUUAACCAGUCGCUGCUGACGCUGGGUCGGGUCAUCACGGCGCUGGUCGAACGAACGCCGCACAUUCCGUAUCGGGAGUCUAAAUUGACCCGUUUGCUUCAGGAAUCGCUCGGAGGACGCACCAAAACGUCCAUCAUUGCGACCAUCUCGCCAGGGCACAAAGACUUUGAAGAAACGCUCAGCACGCUGGAGUACGCCCACCGUGCCAAAAACAUCCAGAACAAACCGGAGGCGAACCAGAAGUUGUCCAAGAAGACCGUCAUCAAGGAGUACACCGAAGAGAUCGAUCGGUUGAAGCGUGAACUUCACGCAACCCGCGACAAAAACGGAAUUUACCUGCCGGAGGAUACUUACAACGAAAUGCUCUACAAAUCGGAAGCCACCACGAAGGAGCUCAACGACAAGGUGCAGCUCAUCAGAGUCCUGAAGGACGACCUCGCCAAGAAGGAGGCCAUCUUCAAGGAGGUCAGCCUCAGUCUGGUGGAAAAGGAGGAAAUUCUGCGCAAAACCGAGGGCGAUUUGUGCGUGACCAAGCACGAACUGGUCAGCACGAAGCGCAACCUGAACAUGGUGAAGAACCGCUACGUCGAGAAGAAGGCCAUCAUCGAUCGGCAGGUCAAGACGGAGGAAGCGCUGACUAGCCAGGCGAAGGAGCUGAUCGAGGUCGUCGAGGACGUGAAGGCCGACACGGACGGGCUGCACGCGACGAUCGAUCGCAGAAAAGAAACGGACGCCAAGAACCAAACCGUGUGCGAGCAGUUUGUGGACCAGAUGCGCACCCGAAUGCAGAACAUGCAGGCGAACGUGACGAGUCUGACGCAGGGAUGCGCCCAGAUCACCACUUCGAUUGGUCGCGACUGGGAAAAGUACCUGGCGAAGCAGGACACGCUGCAGCAGGAUACGAGGGAUCGUAUUGCGGCGCUGGAGAGCUUGGCGGAGACGGGGUUGGCUGGUGGGUCAGCGCUCGUGGAGAGUUUCCAACGGGAGCAUUCCGAGUGGACGGAGGGACAGCUGAAGGUGGUGGAGAGUUGCGCUGGGCUGGUUGAUCAAGCGGUUGAGGGUUUGAGGAAAACGGUGGCGGGUAAUGUCGAAGCGUUGCGGAAGAUCUUGGAGGAGCAGCAGGGCGCGCAGAGGAAUCUGCUCGAGAGCACGCUGGAAAGCUGUCGGCGGAGUGACGAGCAGUGCUUGGCGUUUGCCAAUGCUCAACGGCGGAAUUUGGGCGAGAUGGACCAACUGAUGGUGCGGUUCGGCGAGAGCGGAGUUCAGAUUGAGCAGUUUGUGGAAAAGUCAAAGGAGUCGGCGCAGAAACGGAUGGACCAGCUGACCGCGUUCUACAACAAGAUGUGCGAGGAGAUGCGGGCGGAGGAAGCCGGGUUGGACAAGCUGAAGACCGUUUGCCAGGACGUUCAAGACGCGAAGAGUGCUGCCCAGCGGUUGAUCAGCACUGGCGAGACUCAGGUCGAAGAGAGCAUUCGACAGCGAACGGCUUCCGCGGAACAGCUGGAAGAAAACGGCCGCCAGCUGGAUGAUGUCCUGAAGAUGCAACGGUUCGUCGUGGAAGGAUGCCUCAAGGAAACGAUUCUCCAACCUCUGGAAGCCAGCUGUACUGCGCAAAAGGAAGCCAUCACUCAGCAGCGCCAAACGUUGCAAGCCCUCCCCGAAUCCACCAAGACUCGGUGGACACAAUUCACCACCGCCUUCACAAAUCACCGCGCCCAGCUUUCCUCAUCGCACAGCGCCCAAACCGAAUCCCUCGUCACCAAACUAGCCUCCGACCGUACCGAACAGUCCGAGUUCCAAACGACGACCGUCGCCCUCAACAAACAACUCCAGCGAAACAUCACCACCUACCAGAACCAGACCAACGCCAACCUGGCCGAAAUGACCGCCCACAUCGGCCGAUUCCACCGCGAAGAACUGCAACUGUACCAACCAACCGGCCAAACCCCGAUCCGCAAAACCAUCUCCUACCCGAAAGACCUCGCCAUGACCUCCCCACACGACCGCAUCGUGCGCCGAUUCUGGCGCGAGCGGGAACGAGAUCAUGACCUUUCAAUCUCGGAGCAGGACAACGAGGACGUGAGCAUGCUGUGCGCGAGCCUGAACGGGGACGAAAUCCGCAACUCGACGCCGCUGGCGCCGCGCCACAACGUGCUCGCCGAGGACCGGAAGCGCUUCAAGGCGUUGCAAAUCUCGAACAUUGCGUCCAAGGCUGGCGCCGACCUUGAGCUGGAGGAGCACAACAAGGAAAACAUGGACACGAUUGAGGAGGUGGCGUAGACACCGUGCGCACCUGCAGAGUGACCGACAACAAUCCGUGCUAUUUUUUUUUUCCUUUUUAAUGCGAUAUUUUGACCACGCUUGCUUGCGUGAGGCGCACACGCGAGGUAAGUUCACGACUGUUUGUCCUUUCUUUAUAAGUAUUUUUUUUUAAAUAAUAUAUUUUGUGCCGUACGAGAUGGAGCGUUCGUUUGGAAAAUGUUUAACAUUGAUCGUAAUAGCUAGAAACUUUAAGAACAUGUGGCCCAUGUGGGGUGUGGAAGCUGUUUGUGUACAUAAUCGAAUUGUUUUAGUAUUGUUUCGUAUGUAUAACACUGACUACGUGCACUUUUAAGACUUGAAUAAAAAAACAUAAUACUAAA